CACGCCCCAAGCAUAUCGCUGCGUCCCCAGAGACUUUUGCGCUUGUCCGUGCAAACAGGCAGAAAAACCAAUGUCUACUAUUUCAGACUCGUUCGAUGACUCAGUUCCUCAAUCUGAGUCAAAUCGCUCAUUCGAAGAAGAUAACGGUGGUUACGCCGACUACAACUCCCAACAAUUCGACUCUUUCUCCGGCGGAGAUGAAGUUUUCGAGUCGCAUCAGCCGGUGUACGGAGUCGGCGGAGAGUUUAAGCCGGAGGAGAAUGGAAAGGGAUUCGAUGGAGAGUUUGGCGGAUCGGACGGUCCGAUUUUGCCGCCUUCAUCAGAGAUGGGGAUUGAGGAGGGAUUUGCGCUUAGAGAAUGGAGAAGAGAGAAUGCAUUGAGAUUGGAGGAGAAGGAGAAGAUGGAAAAAGACCUAUUGAAACAAAUAAUCCAGGAAGCUGAUGAAUACAAAGUUGAGUUCUACAGGAAGAGGGAGAUCACCUGUGAGAAUAAUAAAGCCACUAACAGGGAAAAGGAGAAGGUAUUUGUUGCCAACCGGGAGAGAUUCCAUGCUGAGGCAGAUAAUAAUUAUUGGAAGGCCAUUGCGGAGCUCAUUCCUAAUGAAGUGCCAGCCAUAGAGAAAAAGAGAGGGAAGAAAGAUCAGGAGAAGAAGCCUGGCAUUGUUGUGAUCCAAGGUCCAAAGCCAGGGAAACCCACUGAACUCUCAAGGAUGCGCCAGAUACUUAUAAAAUUGAAACACAACACACCUCCUCACCUAAAGCAUUCUCCACCACCAGCACCAGCCCCAGCUAAGGAUGGUAAAACGAGUGAAGAUGCAGCUGCUACUGCUUCUGUCAAGGCUGCUGCUGUGGCAACCACUCCUGAGGCUGUAGCUGUUACUUGAUUGUUUUCUUAUCGACGCUGUCAUUAGUUUACAUGUAAAAGCUUUGUUACACUUUACCUUGUCGUGUAGCUUCAGGCUUUGUCUAGUGGACAUGGUAUUGGUACAUCGGAAUGUUCAGAUUGUGCAAGGUUAUAUUUCUCGUCUGUCCUAUGUAAAGAACUCGGUCGUAUAGAUUAUGUCCCUAUUUAUUGCUCUUAGAA
Messenger RNA from Hevea brasiliensis (rubber tree), 1083 nucleotides. Its product is annotated as clathrin light chain 2. Gene Ontology annotation, molecular function: structural molecule activity; clathrin heavy chain binding. The transcript is spliced from 3 exons. Lineage: Eukaryota; Viridiplantae; Streptophyta; Magnoliopsida; Malpighiales; Euphorbiaceae. Gene Ontology annotation, biological process: intracellular protein transport; clathrin-dependent endocytosis; clathrin coat assembly. The coding region runs from base 71 to 883 and encodes 270 amino acids. Gene Ontology annotation, cellular component: clathrin coat of trans-Golgi network vesicle; clathrin coat of coated pit; plasma membrane. The record is from RefSeq and is a predicted model, not a curated record.